CCGCCGACUUGUAACAUUUUAUUAUUUUUAUAAAUCGAUUGUGCGUUGUGUGAUCUACCGUUCUUUGUUUACCGCGAAUAAGUUCUUAAUUCUUUUAUUAAUUAUUAAUUACUAACGUAUUCAUUUUAUUUGAGCAGUUUUAUUAAUUUAUUUAAUUGAGUUUAAUUAACUAUCCUAAUCUGUUUUACUGUAUAAAGUGUUAUUUAAAUUUUUAUCAAAUAUGAGUUCGAAUUUUAAACGUGAAAGCGGAACACUUGAUAGUUUUUUUAUGCCCCGAGAAAAAAAACCUAAAAAUGCGACUAAUACUGCCAUUUGUGCUACUAGUUCACACGAGCUAGUGAUGCCCAAUGAAGAUAAUUUUGUUAGUGAUAGUCAAAUCGAUAAUCAAAUACAAGAUGUAUGGGAUACUUCCAAAAUUUGGCGGACAUUAGGUUUUUCUGAAUUUGAAAGUGUAGUUGACUUCCGUUCAAGAAAUGUUUUUUCUAGUUGCAUGAAAGCAUUAAAUAUACUCCCAACUUCAACAGCUGAUUGUGAACGAGGGUUUUCCGAUAUGAAUUUGACAAUAACUGAUUUAAGGACUAGAUUAAACAUUGAAAAUGUGUCAGAUUUGAUGUUCAUCUCUAUCAAUGGCCCUUCAGUUGCAGAUUUUAAUCCUAGACCUUAUAUUAAAAUUUGGUUAAGAGAUCACCGUUCUGCCGUUUCCACUCCUAGAGGUAAAGAAAGAAAAGAAAUAGACGACGAAAAUAAGAUGCAGAAAUUAUUUUUUAACAAUUUAUUUAAUUAAUUUUUUUAGUAUUUGUAUAUUUUCAUAUUUUAUUGACUUAUAAAGGUAAUUUCAAGCUUUUUUUAAAAGUUUGAUUUUUUUUUUCAUAUUUUUAACACAUCCUUUAUAAUUAUAGACCACAGUAAAAAUAUUUGUAUAUUAUUAAAUAUUCAUGUUUAUUACUAAAUCAUGGAUCUUCACCUUGACUAGAGUCGUAGUAUACUCUCAAAAAAAAUAUUGGGAACACCUCU
Messenger RNA from Metopolophium dirhodum (rose-grain aphid), 1014 nucleotides. RefSeq lists its product as uncharacterized. The transcript has a single exon. Lineage: Eukaryota; Metazoa; Arthropoda; Insecta; Hemiptera; Aphididae. The record is from RefSeq and is a predicted model, not a curated record. The coding region runs from base 221 to 784 and encodes 187 amino acids.